This is a messenger RNA of Musca domestica (house fly), 1517 nucleotides long. RefSeq names its product Ecdysteroid kinase. The coding region runs from base 138 to 1391 and encodes 417 amino acids. The record is from RefSeq and is a predicted model, not a curated record. The transcript has 4 exons. Lineage: Eukaryota; Metazoa; Arthropoda; Insecta; Diptera; Muscidae.
GUUGGAGUCGAUAUUUGGUGGGGAUUUUUAUUUCACUGCUUGUCGUGGUAUCUGUCGGAACGUUGAAUAGGAAAAAAAAUAUAUAAAAAUAAAUUACAAGCAUUUUGUGAGUAAAGGAUAAUAAAAAUAUAACAAAUAUGGGAACCGGUGCCGCCAACUACACCCCACCAGAAUGGAUUACAGCUGAAUUUCUACAGGACGUUCUCAAGGAAUAUUUCAAAGACGACACCUUGGAGGUGCAUGAAAUUGUUGUGAAAAGUGUUAGCACGGAUGCGGCCAGAGGCAGUGGAUUUGCCAGUGAAAUGCAUCGGGCCAUUUUCAAUUUGAAACGUAAUGAUGUUACCGGCAAAUUUUCGGUCAUUAUCAAGGACCACCCCAAGGGUUUCACUGGCGUUGUGGCGCACAAAAGUAAACUCUUCAAACGUGAAAUUAUGGCCUACAAGGAAAUAAUACCACGCGUCGAAGAACUACUCGCAUCGAUUGGUGAUACAACCAAGGUAGCACCGGCCUGUUAUUACACCACCGAAUCCCCUCAACCAUUCCUCGUUUUAGAGGAUAUGAAUUUGACUGGCUUUGAAAAUUUCGAAAAUGGACGUUUACUCAAUUUGGAUCAUGUCCUACCGGUUAUUGAAAAAUUAGCCAAGCUACAUGCCUGUUCAGCUGUCAUUGCUGCUGAAAAUCCUAAAAUUAUGGAAUUCUUUGAAGAGGCACCCAUAUCACGUAAUCCCGAUCGUAAAGAUUUCCUAACAUUCUUCCCCGUCAACAUUCGCUGUGUAGCCGAGGAGAUUGCCCAUUGGAAGGGUUUCGAAGAAAUCACUGAGAAAAUGUUUAAAUUGGCCGAAAAUGUUUUACCAGCCGCCGUGGAAAUGUAUGAAUCGCAUGAAAAUGGUUUCCGGGUGUUUAAUGUGGCCGAUUUGUGGGUGGAUAAUUUGAUGUUCCACAUUAACAAUGAGACCAAGGAACCGGAUAAUGUGGUUUUGUUGGAUUUCCAAUUGGCCUACUAUGGUUCCCCAGCCAUGGAUUUGAAUUACUUCCUUUAUGGCUCUUUAAACGAAAAUGUACGCAAGGUCCAUUUGAAAUAUAUUGUUCGGGAAUACCAUCGCAUCUUCAAAGAAACUUUACAAAAAUUGAACUAUGAAGGUGAUAUACCCUCGUUGAAGGAUAUUACCAUUGAAAUCAUCAAGAAUAGUUUACAAGCUGUCAUUGCUGCCACCUGCCUUACACCCAUCAUUUUCAUGGAAAAAGAUGGUUUCCAAAAUCUGGAACAUCUGACCUCCCGCACCGAAGAAGGCGACCAGCUGCGUCGUCAAAAUGUUGAAAACAUGAAAUAUCGUCAAUUUUUACAGCGCACUGUUAAAGAAUUCGAAUUGAGUGGUUUCCUAGACCUUUAAAGUAUUUCCUUCGCCGUUAUCUUAGUUUGUAAGCUUUAUUCGUGUUUUUUUUUUCGGAUGCCUUGUUUUGUUAUGAAAUAUUAUGAGCAAUUUCUAUUCACAUAAAGUAUUUUUUCAAACAAAGUA